UCCCGGAAGAGGCGGGCACAAGUCAACGGAGGGGCGGGACAGGGCGGUGUACUACACAGUGGCGGUUAAUUUGAGAUGGUUUCCUUAGUACCCCGCGUAUUUUGAGCCUGUGGGGACCUCUCCCGGUACCUGCCCAGUACCGUCUUAGUAGGAGUACGCUCCCGGGGCCUCAGAAACAGGCUUUUAUCUGGUCCGGAACUCCCAGCGGUUCAGCGCUUCUUCUCUUACUGGAUACCGAUAACGACGUAUUUGAACUUGGCCCAGGUCAGCCUGGUCCUUCCUAGAGCUAGGAGUCAUAGAUGCCAGGACGUAUGAGCCACUUCAAGAAGCAUCGCAAUAAGACAAAUUUGCCCCUGGCUUUAAACCCUAUGAAGAGCAAGGACGUGUUGGCGGUGCUGGCUGAGAGGAAUCAGGCUGUCGUACCAGUUGGGGCAUGGGUGGAACCUGCCUCACCAAAUAGCUCGGAAAUCCCAGCAUAUACUUCAGCAUGUAUAAUUGAAGAAGAACUAAAGGAACAGUCAAGAAGAAAAGAAGAAGCUUUGAAACAUUUUCAGAGACAAGUCAAACACCGAGUCAAUCAACAAAUUAGGCUGAGAAAAAAGCAACAGCUUCAGAAGUCUUAUGAAGCAGCAGAAAAAGAAGGUUCUAUAGCCAUGCGAUCUUUUGAUCCAGCACACUUAACUCCUAAAAGGACAAGUGUUUUUCCAAGCAAUUUGAAUGCUGCUUUUGGAAGUUCUAGGUUGCCUCCUUCCCAGAUGCUUAGGGAUGCAAUAGAAGAUGGAGAAAAUCAGAAUGGGUUGUUCCAACAAAAAGCCCAGGCUCUUAGUCAGACCAUGAAACUGGCACAUCAUCGGCUGGCAUCCUUUAAAACUGUGAGUGAAAAAAUGUCAUCAGUGUUUCCAAAUGGCAAAAAGAAAACCUCUCCCACUCAAGAGAAAGUGAAAUUCAAAAAUCCAUUAUUUGUUGUGAUGGAAGAGAAAGAACAAAAUCAGUGGCAUUGUCAUGAUCUUCAGAAUAUUCUGCCAGAAGCCCAGGGUGAUUUGAUAGAGGUCCAGAGUGUUGAGCCUGAAACGCAAAGUGUUGAGCCAGAUACCCAGGCUAUUAAUUUGGCAGUUCAGUCUGCUGUGCCAGAAGGCCAGGCCAUUAAGACAGAAACUCAGAGCAUUAUGUUAAGAACCUGUAGUUUCAAGCUAGAAGAUGGAAAUAUUGAGUUGGAAGCCCAGGAUUUUCUACCCACAAAUCAGGCCUUUCUACCCAAAGACAAUUGUGUUUCCCCCAAAGGCCAGUAUACUCUACACAACUGUCAGGACCAGAAUUUUCUACAUAAUGACCAGUAUUUUCUACUUAGAAACCAACAUGUUUACUCCAGAGAACAGGAUAUUCUAUUCAAAUGUCAAGAUGAGAAUUUUCUACCCAAUGACCAGGAUUUUCUUCAUAGAGACCAGUGUGUCCUUCCCAAAGACCAGAAUAUUCUACCCAAAUGCCAGGAUCAAGACUUUCUACCUGAACACCAGGGUUUUCUACCCAGAGACCAGUAUCUUCUUCCCCAAAACCAGAAGGUUCUACCCAAAUGUCGGGACCAAGACUUUCUACCGGAAGGCCAGGAUUUUCUACCCAGAGACCAAUGUGUUCUUCCCCAAAAUGAGAAUAUUCUACCUAAAUGUCAGGACCAAGAUUUUCUACCAAAAGGUCAAGAAUUUCUCUCCAAAGACCACAGUAUAAUACCCAACUGUCAAGACCAGGAUUUUCUUCCCAAAGACCAAAGUGUUCUUCCUAAAGGCCAGAAUACUCUAUACAAAUGUCAGAAGCAGGAUUUCCCACCCAGAAAUCAGGAAGCAAAUUUGAAACCGUCAGCACCAAUUUUGAGAGUCAGGCAAGGGAAAGAGGAGCUUCCUCUGGAUGUCCAUCAGGAUCUAUUCAGGCAUGAUCAGGCCUCUACCAGGGACAAGAACAGGUUUCUCAAGCAAACCUCGUCUUUUAUGACAGAAGAAAGAGUAAGAGAGGAAUUGCCUCUGGAGUGUCAUCAAUAUGUUCCUUCUAAGAUCCAGGACAAAUCCACCUCUAGAGAACAGGUAGAGCAGCCGUCUUUUAUGACAGAAGAAAGAGUAAGAGAGGAAUUGCCUCUGGAGUGUCAUCAAUAUGUUCCUUCUAAGAUCCAGGACAAAUCCACCUCUAGAGAACAGGUAGAGCAGCGUAGAGAAGGUGUGAUCAAAAAUAUGAAGGGCCAGAGGUUGCACAGUGCUGGUCUGGUGAAUAAGGGUUAUAAGUAUCGGUCAGGACUGAGCACUGAAUUCCAAGCUUCCCUGGCCAUUCAUUCUGGAGUAGAUCAAGAAGAAGAAAAGAAAGAGCAUCAAAAGCAAUACUUGAGACACAGAAGACUUUUUAUGGAUAUUGAAAGAGAACAAAUAAAAGAACAAAAACAGCAAAAGGAACAAAAGAAGAAAACUGAAAAAAUUAAGAAAAAGAAAGAGCAAUGGUAUGUUGAAGAGCAGAGGAUCAUGAGAAUGAGAUCUCAUGGAGCACCAUAUUCAGAGGAGAAGAUGAGUGACAGUUUAGGCCAGUUACAACUUGAAGAAAUAAAAGGUGCCAGAGAAAAGCAACAACAGAGAGAAAAAGAAUAUGUGAGAUAUGUGGAAGCUUUACGUGUCCACGUCCAGGAGAAAAUGAAGCUGUAUAAUAUUACUUUACCACCACUGUGCUUUUGUGGUCCUGAUUUUUGGGAUGCUCAUCCUGAUACCUGUGCCAACAAUUGUAUUUUCUAUAAAAACCAUAAAGCAUAUAAUCAAGCAUUGUAUUCAGUCAUCAGUUCCUCGGAUGUCUCUGAGGGAAAUUCAGCUCUUCGAAGUGCCAUUCAUAAUUUUGCUUCUGCACACAGAUGGAUUUUGAAAAACCUGUAAUAAAAACUGAAAUCAGCUGAAUCAACUGGUAGUAUUUCAGUGUUCAUUUGAAAUCAACCUUGAAAAAUUAUUUAGGAAAAGCUGUUAACGUAUAUAAGAUGUAUUAGCUGGAAAGAAAUACUAUCAAACAUAAUCAUCUCUGCAGUUAGAAUUCUGCCUUGCGACCAAGACUGAAAGUUCACUUCCAAAACUUAUCUCUUCUCUAUAAUGGAUCACAGAGAGCCUAUUACUUUAAAAAUUAAUCAGACAAAUAAGGUUUCUUGUAGUUUGCUCUGCUCGGAUCAGAGGAGCUCGUGAGAAAUCUUUGAGAUGAUCUUAUUAUCAUCUUUCUAAAAUUGUGUCUUUGAGUCUUGACACUAUUGAAAAUAUUUAGAUGAAGCAGAAAGGAAAAUGGUAAAACAGGUUUCUGAGCAUCAGUAGCCAUCUAUAUUGCCAUUAGCUUUUCUAGUUGUGUAUAACAAAGAUGAGAAGAAUCUGAAUUUGAUACGUUUUCUUCUCAAAAUUUUGUCUCUCCUAGUUUGUUUUUUUUUUAAUUUAUUGACUCUUUCCCCAUUCAGUGACAUUGGACUUAAGAGUUUUCUUUUUUAAUUGUAUUUUUUACUGCAAAAAGUCAAACCCUGUAUCAUUUGAAUAUCUUCUGUGUAAAAUAAUUGUAACAUUUCAAAAAAGUGAACCUGAAGUCAAAGUGAAUUAAGUCCUGUCUUAUUUCCCUAUCUUUAAAAGAAUUUGGUCAGUGACAUGCCUAGAAUAAAUGAAAUAAAAAAUGCCAUAGUUGGUGUGGAUGUUAUUUUUUUC
Messenger RNA from Heterocephalus glaber (naked mole-rat), 3692 nucleotides. Lineage: Eukaryota; Metazoa; Chordata; Mammalia; Rodentia; Bathyergidae. The record is from RefSeq and is a predicted model, not a curated record.